AUGUGCUCUCAUCCCUUUAUCCCCCCCCACCUGUCCCCAUCCCUCUCCACCUGUACCCAUCCCUCCCCACCCGUGCCCAUCUAUCCCUCCCCACGUGUGCAUCAGCAACUGCAAGCCCUGCAGCCCUUUGGACUAGCGGGUGCCUCCCUGGCAAGUGCUGCCAUGGCAGGCGACAUUCAGGCGAGUUUCCUGCACGCAGCUGCCAUGCAAGGAGCAGCGCUGCAGAGCUUCCGGAGUGUCGGCAGCAGAGGGGGGGGAGACAGCAGCGGUAGCACCAACAGUGACAACAUCAGCGCCACACACACACGGCAGGCGAUUGGCAAAAGGGGCGCCCAGGCGGGGGGCGUGGGGGAGCAGGGAUGGCCGGUGAUGGGGGGAGUGAGGUGGAGGGGGUGUGCGGGGGACGGGGACUCAUGCCACACUGCCUCGGGUGGGUUCCCUGUGCUGCGUGGGUGCUGGAUGCUGGACGGUUGGGUGCUGGACGGUUGGGUGCUGGACGGUUGGGUGCUGGAUGGUUGGGUGCUGGAUGGUUGGGUGCUGGAUGGUUGGGUGCUGGAUGGUCGGGUGCUGGAUGGUUGGGUGCUGGAUGGUUGGGUGCUGGAUGGUUGGGGGCUGGAUGGUUGGGUGCUGGAUGGUUGGGUGCUGGAUGGUUGGGUGCUGGAUGGUUGGGUGCUGGAUGGUUGGGUGCUGGGUGCGUGGGUGCUGGGUGCGGGGGUGCUGGGUGGGGUGACUGCACACGAUUCGCGAGCUAGUCCAGCAGCCGAGGACCGGGGCAAGGGGGAGGCGGAGGGGGAAUAUCUGAUGGUGCAGCUCCGAGGGGGGCUUAACCAGAUGCGCGCAGGGGUGAGUGGGGCAGCAGAAACAGCCCCCACUGCCCUAUCUGCUUCCCCCCACUGCCCUAUCUGCUUCCCCCCACUGCCCUAUCUGCUUCCCCCCACUGCCCUAUCUGCUUCCCCUCACGGCCCUAUCCGCUUCCCCUCACGGCCCUAUCUUCUUCCCCCGACUCCCUGUUUCCGAGUGACCUCCUUUCCAUCUUUUACAUUUGCAGUGACCUCUGUUCCAACGAAGCUGCUGCAGCCGCCAUCGUUUAUCUCCCCAGCCCGUCCUCCUUUCUGCCCUUCCCCCUCUCUUCAUCUCCCCCGUGGUGGUGGCGAGGAUGCAGGCGCCAUCCCCCCUUCAUCUUCCCACCCCGUCCUACCCCCGUGCCUUCCCCACCCCGCAUCCUCGCCUGUGUGCUGGCAGAUCUGCGAUGCAGUGGUGGUGGCGAACAUGCUCGGGGCGACCCUGGUGCUGCCGCUGCUUGAUAACUCCUCCUGGUGGGCCGACGGCAGCACCUUCUCCGAUGUCUUUGACGCGCCUCACUUCAUCCGCACCCUCGCCCCCUCAGUGCGCGUGGUGCCACGCCUACCUGCCACGCUCAGAGACCUGCCCCCUGUCGUGCGCACCGUGCCCAAAGCCUCCUCGCCGGCCUAUUACCUGAAGCAUGUGCGCCCACUUAUCAGGAGGGCGCAGGUACUGACGCUGAACCACUUCAAGUUCAAGCUCAACUACAGCCUGCCUGCACCCCUGCAGACGCUGCGAUGUAAAGCCAACUACGAGGCACUUCGUUUCGUACCGGCAGUCACUCGAGCCAUCGCCCGUGAGAUGAGCAUGGGAGGUGAGAUGAGCAUGGGAGGUGAGAUGAGCAUGGGAGGUGGGAUGAGCAUGGGAGGUGAGAUGAGCAUGGGAGGUGAGAUGAGCAUGGGAGGUGAGAUGAGCAUGGGAGGUGGGAUGAGCAUGGGAGGUGAGACGAGCAUGGGAGGUGAGACGAGCAUGGGAGGUGAGAUGAGCAUGGGAGGAGAGAUCAGCAUGGGAGGUGAGAUGAGCAUGGGAGGUGAGAUGAGCAUGGGAGGUGAGAUGAGCAUGGGAGGUGAGAUGAGCAUGGGAGGUGAGAUGAGCAUGGGAGGUGAGAUGAGCAUGGGAGGAGAGAUGAGCAUGGGAGGAGAGAUGAGCAUGGGAGGAGAGAUGAGCAUGGGAGACACCCGCCACGUGGCAUGCGAGUGCAGGUACGAGCCUGACAUGCUGGCGUUUACAGGGUGUGACUACGGCGGAGGGGGGAAGGAGAGGAGGCUGUUUGAGAGGAUCCGAAAGAGGUGGCCGGAGCUGCCCAGACAGAACCCCAAGCAGCAGAGGGCCAAGGGCAAGUGCCUUGUCACUCCCUCGCAGGUGCGUUUCGGGUUACAAUUAAAAGGUGGCAGUGGCUCUACAGGCGCUGGGCUUCCCCCCUGCCGCGUGCCUGUGGCAGUGGCCCUAAAAACGUUAGGCUUCCCCCCAUCUACCCGCCUGUACAUCGCCUCGGGUGAGCUCCACGGGGGGUCCUCUGCGCUGCAACCUCUCCUCAAGGCCUUCCCCUUUGCCACUGACAAAUACUCCCUCGCUCAUUCCCUCGCUCCUGCUAGGGGGAAGGAGGGCAGGGUGGCCGACAGGGAUGUGUCAAGUAGUGCAGGGGGAGAGAGUGGAGCCGCGAAGGGUGCAGCUGUAGAGUGGGGAAGGGGGGGCGAUGGGGGAGGGGGAGUGGGGCGAGGGGUAUUGGAGGGGCUGCAAGGGAGGAAGACGCUCCUAGCGGCGGUGGACUAUGAGAUGUGCCGGCGAGGGCACAUGCUGGUGCUGAACAACAAUGGCAACAUGGCUCACUUGCUCUCUGGACAUAGAAGGUAUGACGGCAUGGUUAGCACGGUGCAGCUGUUUGGCUCCUCCAUCCUGCGCCUCCUCGCUGCCAUCCAGCAAGGCGAUGUGAAGAGCUCUCCUAUAUCCGUGUCCUUCUAA
Messenger RNA from Closterium sp. NIES-65, 2805 nucleotides. The record is from the annotation of a GenBank genome assembly. Lineage: Eukaryota; Viridiplantae; Streptophyta; Zygnematophyceae; Desmidiales; Closteriaceae.